AUGGAAGCCCGCCCGCCCGCGACUGUCGAUGCAAACUUCAUCUCACCCCCGACUCACAGCGACAAGAGGUCUCGCGCUUGUAUCGGGUGCAAGCUCGUCAAAACUUUCGAUCAGUUUAUCGAGGAUGGUUGCGAAAACUGUCAACACUUAGCUCUGAAAGACGAUCGGGAACGCGUUUCAGAAUGUACUACAACAAGCUAUUCUGGUGUUGUAUCGCUUUUAAGCGACGAAAAUGCGUCUUGGGUAGGGAAGUGGUUGCACCUAGGUAAAUAUGCAUGCGGUUGCUACGCCCUUCAAUUACAAGGCUCGUUGAUCACCCCCGUCGACAAACCCGUUGGGCGCACGUAA
Ostreococcus tauri is the source of this 348-nucleotide messenger RNA. Its product is annotated as Transcription initiation Spt4-like. The record is from RefSeq and is a predicted model, not a curated record. Lineage: Eukaryota; Viridiplantae; Chlorophyta; Mamiellophyceae; Mamiellales; Bathycoccaceae. The transcript is spliced from 4 exons. Gene Ontology annotation, biological process: positive regulation of DNA-templated transcription, elongation; chromatin organization; mRNA processing. Bases 1 to 348 code for a protein of 115 amino acids. Gene Ontology annotation, cellular component: DSIF complex; nucleus. Gene Ontology annotation, molecular function: zinc ion binding; RNA polymerase II complex binding.